Messenger RNA from Mesorhabditis belari, 270 nucleotides. The record is from the annotation of a GenBank genome assembly. NCBI's taxonomy places the organism in Eukaryota, Metazoa, Nematoda, Chromadorea, Rhabditida, Rhabditidae.
AUGGCUUGUCUUGUCAUCAUCGAUUUGGAUACAGAGGGAGAAUGCGUGGAAUCGUCGAAUACAGCAAUUCUCACCGCUUACGACAUGACAUUGAUCUUGGCGUUGGCGUGCGCGAUUGCACUUGGCGUGCUUCUCAAAAAAGCAACUCAACUCAGCCUUUUUUCGACCAGUUGUCUUUCAUUUUGUGGCAACAACUCUCUUAUUGAUCACUCCAAUCAUCGUCAUCGUUAUUAUUCGUUACGUUCACUUAACAAAAUCACAUGUGGCUUG